AUGGGUAUUGGUCAAAGUUUCAUGUCACGCAGGGAUAAGUCGACACAUCAAAAAGAUCGCAGUAAACUAAGACCAAAACUUAUGCAGACCUGUCAAGACUAUGCGAACACUGUUAAUACAAAAACUUCACUUUAUUUAUUCAGUGGAAGGAAAAAUAAAAGUUCAUUAUUUAUUUAUAACACUGAGAAUGAUAGUGAGCAAACUAUAAAUUGAGAAACUCCUGAACUUCUAAGCGGUAUCGGCAUCAGCAUAGCUGAACUUCCAAAUGGUAAAUUAUUCUGUUUUGGUAAUUAUCCAGCUUCUGGGGUUACACUGAUAAUUGAUAAAGAUUUUAAGAUUCAGGAUCUGCCAUCUGCUGCACUUAUUAAAUUUUCAUCAGCUAUCUAUUUCAAAAAAAAUGUUUAUUGCUUUGGAGGGGAAGAUUUUAAAGAUACCAAGUUAUCUUUAUCUCGCAGAUUCAGUUUAAAUGUAAAUCGGUGAUUUGAAUUGCCUCGAAUGCCAAAUGCUCUUUACUUAUGCAAUUGCAUAAUAUUUGAUGGAAAUAUUUUGAUUUCUGGGGCUUUAACUAGAACUCUUCUAUUGUAUUCAGCUUAUCUUAACUCUUUCUCUGUUAUUCCUUAUGAGUUUUCAGUGAAUUGGAGAAAGAUCCUGGUAAAUGCAGAAAGGAGACUGUAUUUGAUUGAGUCUAUGAGUGGAUCUAUUUAUGAGAGCAAAAUUGGAAGCUGCAUGGAUUGGACAAGGAUUGCAGACUCAACAAUUAAUUUUAGUCCUGCCCAAGCAUAUAGCUUAUACAAUAAAGGAGUAAUUUAUAUUGGGUGCUUAGACAGAUAUGAUGCUGUAUACUUCAAGCUUAAGCUGCGUAAAAAAGGAUCGAUGGCUUUAGAAAAGAUCUAA
This is a messenger RNA of Blepharisma stoltei, 894 nucleotides long. NCBI's taxonomy places the organism in Eukaryota, Ciliophora, Heterotrichea, Heterotrichida, Blepharismidae. The record is from the annotation of a GenBank genome assembly.